Bufo bufo (common toad) is the source of this 369-nucleotide messenger RNA. RefSeq names its product persephin (gene PSPN). The transcript is spliced from 2 exons. Bases 1 to 369 code for a protein of 122 amino acids. The record is from RefSeq and is a predicted model, not a curated record. Gene Ontology annotation, molecular function: receptor tyrosine kinase binding; growth factor activity; glial cell-derived neurotrophic factor receptor binding. NCBI's taxonomy places the organism in Eukaryota, Metazoa, Chordata, Amphibia, Anura, Bufonidae.
AUGAUCACCAACGAGCCGGAGAUGAGGAGAAGGUUGGCGCAGUCAGGACGCCCUCGCACAGAGGAGCGGGAGUGUCGCCUGAAGACUCUGUUGCUGCGAGUCGGAGACCUGGGACUUGGAUACGACUCUGAAGAGACCGUCCUGUUCAAGUACUGCGGGGGCGGAUGCUCCAGAUCCCGUACAAACCAUGACCUGACGCUGUCGCGGCUGCUGCAGAAGAGCGACCUCCCUUCCCUUCUGGAGGAGAAGAUAUUCGGAGGACCCUGCUGCCGUCCCACGCACUAUGAAGACGUCGCCUUUCUAGAUGACAGUCACCGGUGGCACACAGUGGAAAAGCUGUCCGCCGCAGCAUGUGGCUGUGUAGGGUGA